CAAAACAAAAUAUCGCAGGUUGAAUUUGUACUAUUGAAUUUCAUACGGUAGCAGAGCGAAAAUUCCUAACAGCAGACCUCCCACAAAAAAAACACCCGUACACUCCCUUUUCGUAAUUUAAUUGCUGCUGCUUUCUUUCUUCUUCGCCACACCGACUUACAACGCCAGAGAGAGAGAGAGUGUGUGUGUGUGUUUUGGAGAGAUGGGGCUUGAAAUUGUGGAACCAAACGCGUGCAUUAGAGGUUGCUGCAGCAGCAAUUCCAUUCCUCUCCAUCUUCCACCUUCCUCUUACACUCUCCUCAAACCAAUUGCCCGGGGGGCUGAGAGUGUUGUAUAUGAAGCAAUUUUGGAUGGAAAGAAAGUUGCUGUGAAGAAACCCAUCUUGUCUACUUCUGAGGAUCUUGAUAAGUUCCACAAGGAGUUGCAAUUGCUAUGUAAGCUUGAUCAUCCGGGAAUAGCAAAACUGGUUGCCGCACAUGCAAAGCCACCCAAUUACAUGUAUUUCUUCGAAUUCUUUGAGCCUCCGAACUUAUCUGAGAAAUUACACAUGGAAGAAUGGAGUCCGAAUAUCAAUCAGGUGCUUGCGGUUGCUGUCCAAUUAGCAAAGGCUUUGCAAUAUCUGCAUCACCUCGGGAUUGUACAUAGGGAUGUGAAACCGUCAAAUAUUCUUCUGGACGAAGAUCUUUAUCCACACUUAGCAGACUUUGGUUUGGCUGAGUACAAGAAAGAUCUUAAAGGAGUUUCCGUUGGGAAUUGGAGGUCAUCUGGAAAACCUACUGGUGGUUUCCACAAAAAAAACAUGGUUGGCACUCUCAUUUACAUGGCACCUGAAAUACUAAAGAAGGAAAUACAUACAGAAAAAUCAGAUGUCUACAGCUUUGGUAUAUCAAUUAAUGAGCUUCUUACUGGUGUUGUUCCAUAUACUGAUCUUCGUGCGGAAGCCCAGGCACACACUGUACUGGAGAUGAACUACACUGAGCAGCAACUAACAGCAGCUGUGGUGUCUGAUGGAUUGCGACCUGUUCUUGCUGGUGCUGAAUCUGGUGCACCAUCUACUUUGUUGUCACUGAUAGAGAGGUGUUGGGAUGCAAAUUCUCAAAACAGACCUUCUUUUGAUGACAUAGUUGCAGAACUUGGUACAAUUUUGGAACAGGGAGAAAAUAUGAAAGAAUCAGAUAUUGUCUUUCCCAAAUCUUCUAAUUCUCUUGGUGAUCAGCCGGUUUAUGUUGCUAGCAGCCUUCAAGCUUACCAAGAGGGUAUUAACUGGUUUUCUCAGGGAGAAAAUUUCAUCACAAGAGCUUGUCUACCUAAACCUGGUACAGCAAUCUGGCUUGCAUCAAAUGAUCCCUUGGCAUAUAAUCCAAUACUUUCUUGGGGAUCCUUUGCUACAUGUGGGAGACGGGAGACCAUGGAGGACACUCAUUUCCUUUUGCCCCAAAUGUUUCAUCAAGGGGACAUACAUGCUUUUGGUAUCUUUGAUGGUCAUAGAGGUGCAGCAGCUGCCGAAUUUUCAGCUCGAGCGUUUCCAGGAUUCUUGCAAGCUUUAAGUUCAACUAGCAGUCCAAGUGGUGCAUUAUUCGAAGCAUUCAUUAAGACAGAUAUUGCGUUUAGAGCUGAGCUGGAUUUUUCUCGUAAAUCCAAGAGAGUUAUCCAGAAGGACUGGCAUCCCGGUUGCACUGCAGCAGCUGCUCUUAUUGUUGGAAACAAGCUUUUUGUGGCUAAUGCUGGUGAUUGCAGGACCAUAUUGUGUCGGGCUGGCCAUCCCUUUGUUCUAAGCAAGGAUCAUGUUGCAAGCUGUCUUGAGGAGAGGGAGCGGGUUAUUAGUGCUGGGGAACAAGUUAGAUGGCAAGUAGAUAAUUGGCGGGUGGGUCUUGCUGCUCUUCAGGUCACUCGUUCCAUAGGGGAUGAUGAUCUAAAGCCUGCUGUAACCGCAGAACCUGAGAUAACUGAAACUAUUCUUUCGGCAGAGGAUGAGUAUUUGGUAAUGGCAAGUGAUGGAUUGUGGGAUGUUGUGAGCAAUGCAGAGGUUGUAAGCAUAAUCAAGGACACUGUGAAAGAGCCUGGAAUGUGCUCCAAGAGAUUGGCGACAGAAGCAGCAGAGCGUGGCAGCAAAGACAACAUCACAGUCAUUGUUGUCUUCCUUCGUCCCGUCUCCACAGCUGAGAGAAUUUACUAGGUUGGUUGAUAGUUUCCUGCUUCUGAAUGCGAAUAGUCGGGUUAAACAAUCAAAUGUCGGAAGAUAUGAUGAACCUGGAUAAUAAAAAUUGUAGUUGUACGAUACUGACAAUGUAUGUGAAAUUUGCAUCCAAAUUAGUGAAUGCUUCUUGCAUGUAA
This is a messenger RNA of Prunus mume (Japanese apricot), 2334 nucleotides long. RefSeq names its product protein kinase family protein / protein phosphatase 2C (PP2C) family protein. Gene Ontology annotation, molecular function: protein serine/threonine kinase activity; ATP binding. Gene Ontology annotation, biological process: protein phosphorylation. The record is from RefSeq and is a predicted model, not a curated record. NCBI's taxonomy places the organism in Eukaryota, Viridiplantae, Streptophyta, Magnoliopsida, Rosales, Rosaceae.